Messenger RNA from Callorhinchus milii (elephant shark), 1386 nucleotides. RefSeq names its product L-selectin-like. Gene Ontology annotation, cellular component: membrane. The coding region runs from base 49 to 1218 and encodes 389 amino acids. NCBI's taxonomy places the organism in Eukaryota, Metazoa, Chordata, Chondrichthyes, Chimaeriformes, Callorhinchidae. The transcript has 8 exons. Gene Ontology annotation, biological process: cell adhesion. The record is from RefSeq and is a predicted model, not a curated record.
GGAAUCUCCCUCAAGGUUGGUGUGGUCACUGGGCUUUCUCCCGGGAGAAUGAUUGCCAACGUCUCACGGUUUCUUCUCCUGUCUGGGUGUCUGUGCGUUUCUGAAAGUGUCGUCUUCAAGUUGUUCCAAGUACCAAAGACAUUUCCACAAUCAUCCGAGGACUGCAAAGCACAUUCCGAUGGACUGGCUGAAGUCUACAGCGAAGAGCUCCAUCGGUAUCUGGUGGAGGUGACUGGUGUCAACAGAGUUUGGUUUGGAGUGACCAAGUGUGGGAGCAAUUGGUGCCUCACAGGCUCCAAUCAACCAGUGUCCUACACCAAAUGGGGGUCUGGAGAGCCCAGCAACCGCAUUUUGGCUUAUGAAUAUUGUGCGGAGUUACAUAAUGACCACAAAUGGAAUAGUGUAUCUUGCUCGAGCAGCAAGUAUUACGUGUGCCAGGAAUUUCAAUGCAAACCGACAACUUGCAACUCCAGAGGCAACUGCACUGAGAUGGCAAAUGAUUUCACGUGUGAUUGUGAGCAUGUUUUCUCCGGUAAAAACUGUGAACACGUCCAAUCUUGUCCUGCGAUUACCAAACCGAGCCACGGCAGCGUCAAAUGUGAGGGACUGUACGGUGAGCAGCACUUUCAGUCUGAGUGCACGUUCACUUGUGAUGUGGGCUUUAUUCCGAACGGGACGACACGGACAAGGUGCCAAGAUACCGGCGACUGGAGCUCUCCUGGUACAACCUGCCGAGCUGUUCCCUGCCAGGCUCUGGAUUCCCCACAGUACGGUGAGCUGAACUGUUCUGGUCUCUACGGUGACACUCACUACAACGCCAGUUGCUAUUUCUCGUGUGAUGGGGGAUAUGUUCUUCACGGUGACCUUGAGACGGUUUGUCAGGACUCGGGGAACUGGACCUCACACGAUGUCCAAUGCGUCCAACUCUUGUUGAUCGUUCUCUCUGUCAUUGUCGGAGUCAUAGCCAUGUUCCUGCUCUUACUGACCGUGAUCACCUGCUUUCGGAAGAGGAAAAAAGGCGAAGAGCGAACCCAACAUCUCCAUAAUAUCCAGAUGUCCCAGAUGCAGCGACAUUCACUUGAGGAGGGGAGGUACGCAGAGCAGAGGACGAGGACGGAGGUGGAGGCUGACGAGGGUCCACUGUACAUCAACAAUUCGUCCCUCAGGAGGAGACCCCCCAGCCCCCACAAAGGGCAGGACAUUUACGAGAAUCUAUGAGGCAGGCAGCCAACCAGCGGCAACACAACAAUAUUGCUUAUGUGGGGCCCGUGGAUGUUUCCCAACUCGGGCGAAACCUUGGGCAAGUUUCCUUACUCCACACGCGCGCCUGGUCAUAAUCCCUCGAGAGAAAGAUUAAAAACAUAAUGAGAAUUUGUUCGCUCAAAC